AUGGCUGAUUCCGGCUCUGUAAGUAGCGCCGACCGUCCGUCUGCGGCCAGCGAACAUGCAAGUCUGCGUAGCCCGACUUCCAGUAGAGCAUGUCCCCCCCCGUCCACCAAACCAUCAGCGAAUCUUCCUCUGUGUGAGGCUACGCCGAAUAAUGGGGGCGCGGUCGCUGGAGCAAACACAGUGAAGACUGAUACAGCAGUCAAAGGCAACGCUACCAUAUCGCCGAGUGCCACCGUCCGCGCAUCCGCGACUGCAACGGAUGCCACUAGCAGCGCCUGUGCUGGAAAGAAGAGCAGCUCUGGAGCAGUGACUCCAGCGGGCAGUCAGAAGAGCGCGAGUGGUGGCAAACAUGGAGGCGCAACAAGCUGCAGAGGCGUUAGCGGAGGAGGCACGGGCCUUUCGUGGAAGAACGGCACCAGCUGCCACUCUAGUCAAACGCCCUCAGGAAGCAGCGGUUCAACUGCACAAAGCAACCCGAAGGCCAACUUGCCAAGCGGAGGCCAGAAUCACAAGCAUGGGACUGACGGUUCCCAUGCGGGGGGGAGCUCUGCGGCAGGGAAAAAAGCCCCGAGUGGCUUCAAUAGCGAGCUUAGCGCACGCGAAUUGCGGAAGAUCAAGUAUUAUGAAGAGAUGUUUGCCAAACUGGCGAACGAGGAGCGGCAGAAACAAGGCGGUACGCCAUCAGGCCCCACUGCGGCAGGGGCGACUGGGGUGAGCAGUUCAUCCGCAAGCGGCAGCUUGGAGAAACCGUCAAAGAAGGGUGGACCCCACCGGGGCGGAGAGGCCACGGGAGGAGUUUCUGGCAAGGUUUCCGCACCAGGAGCUGGCCGCAGUGACGAUGGACUCGAGUCACAGUCGGAGAGGAGGAACUCUACAGCAUCAUCUAGUGCUCUUCAACAGUCAUUUACAUCUCAGAGCUCCGCUCCGAGUACAAGUAGUAGUCGGGGGUCGGGCGGCGGCGCUACGAAAAGGAAGCACAAUCGUGUCAUCGAUUCAACAGACGACGAGGGGCCGCCGGCCUCGCCGCCACGGGCAUCGGCAAACAAGCGAUUGGCACUGGCAAGAGGCUCGUCUGUCAAAGAGCCUGCUGUUCAAGCGCCAGGAGGCAGUUGCGCCGUGAGCUCGGCUCGUCCAGCGACGAGCGCUAGUGGAGGCGUGGCAGAUCCGCAGCGCAAGGGGGAAAAACAGUUCAACCGACAUGCGGGUGGUCCUGUGCCCGCAGAGCCGUGCCGGGGGGACUCUCAAGGGAGCCGGGUGACGGGAAAAAGCGAUGCAGGCGCUGGCCCUCGUCACGUUUCAAAGGAUCUGCCACAGAGCAGUAAACCGUCGCAUCUUCCUCGCCCCCAUGGCAGCUCGUCCAACACAGGAAAAGGCAGUCACAACCAGUCCCUGCACUCCGGUGUGGGUGUGAACGCUGCCGUCCCCGCUCGGUCGGCACCCAAAGGACAAGGCUCUGACUGGGCGUGGAGGGGGCGUGGACACGGAGGGGAGGGAGCCAAGAAGAAACAGCGCGCGACUGUAGCUGUUUCGUCCUGUGCGAGACGCGGAGACGACGAUAGCAGCAGUAGCAGCAGCAGUGGUAGCAGCAGUAGCAGCAGCAGCGGAAGUAGCGACAGCAGUGAAGGUGAGAGCGGGUGCCCCCGGAGCAAGAUAAGCCGCUCCAAAGACCCGUCUCGAGGGAGUGAUAGCGUAGGGCCUAACGGCAAUGCUACUCGCGCGGGGGGCAAACGGGGGGCACACGCUGUCCAUCAGUGCAAACGCCACCAAGCAAGCUUCCCUGGCGGUGCGGUUUCCCUAGGGGCGGCGGAGGACUGUAGCCGUCGAACCGAUGCUUCCGGUUCCACGUCAGGGUCAUCUGCGUACAACAGUGACAAGAAAGGAGCAGGUUCUGCUUCACAGCUACAGGGAGGAGAGGCGCACAAAAAAUCCGCGGGUAGCAACGUUUCGCGGCCCUCGAGUUCAGCGGCAGUCCCAUCGUCGUCAGGUGCCGCAUCGGCAGCGUCACUGUCCAAAUCCGCCUCACACCAUCCACACCGACCAGCUUCAACGACCACCCCAGCCGACGAAAACAGCGCGCCAGAGGCGGGAUUACGGGACGGCACGGAGCCAAGAGGGGGGCCGGUCGCGAGCAGCGGCGAUGGUGCGUGUGGUGGAGGAGCAAAGACUGAGAAGAAGGCGGCGCUGGCCGUAGAUGAGACAGGACGAAAGCUGUCUGCCUCGGCUGACUCGGGUAGAGGAAGUGCUGCUUCGUCGAACAGGAGCUCGGUAGGUGGCCACGCGGGCCCUGGAGGGGAGUCGAAUACUCGCCUCAUCCACACGGAUACUCACAGUGGCAGAGCCGGAGAGGCGACGCCUCCCGGGAGUCGAACGGUCAGUAAGGGAGAGAAAAAGGAACGAGGAGGAGCUAGUCGAACCUCGUCUGUCUCAGUUAAACAUGAAGAAGGGCGUCAAGGUGGGGAGGAAGCCGCAGUUUUCGGCGGACGUCUUGGUGAGCGAGGUGUCUCACCGGCGCACCAAAUCCACGAGAAGAAUCCUUGGACUACGCCGGGUACCGCUGUUGAAAGUAGAAGUUUCUCUCGAGAUAUACCGACGAAUGGCGACGCCGGCGGAGGUGGCAGGCGAGCGUUUGAUGCUGCUGCGGAGGUCCCCGAUCAUCAGUCUUCAUCCCCUCCUGGGAGGGAUUCCUUGUUGACGUGUAAGGCUGGGGGAUCACCCCGAAGGAGCUCUGGAGCGCAAGCCAAGGGUCACGCGCCGGCGACUCAGCUGCGAAAUGCGUCACCGGGGGCGGCGAUCGGGUGCGAGGGCCGCCACAGAGGUACGGCGCACGGAGGAUCCGGAAAAGUAAUUGGCAAAGGUGCAUUUGACACCGCGGGACCAGGAGACAAAGAAGGCAAGAUGGCCGCUUCAGCUGUCUCCGCAGAGAUGACAACCACGGAGAGGCCAGACGGUUCCGUCAAGGGGACAGCACUCGCGCGUCCAGGAGGAACUCGACGUGCGAACUUUGCGCACGGUGAAACGUCGGGCGCGGCUGCAGCAGAGAUAUUUCUGAGCGAAGAGCCAGGCGGACAUAGCCAGCUGCUAGUGAGCGUCAAGCGUGGCGGUUCAGGGGAGCCCGCCGGUGGAAAAAAUCAGGUCAGUGCUGCGGACGUGGAUAGCGCUGGUAACGUGCGACAAGCCCGUCCCGGCAAAAAGGCCGAGGGGAUCCGGCAGGAGUCGUGCGGUCGCGCGGGGAGAGAUGCGGAGGGAGGGAUGCGCACGGUGGGCAACCAUCGUGGAAUGGGCGGUCAGUCUUCAGGCAGAGGCGCGGUGAAGCAACUUCACUCGGUAGAUGAGAAAGCGGCGGGCGAGGCGACCAAGCGCGAGUCUCGAGGCACGUUCCUUGAAGCCAGUGGCACAACUGCUGAAUCGCGGCAGCCGGCCGCUCCAUCGGCGGUCGGUGGGCGCGCACCUCCUGCCCGCGGUUCCGCGCACGAAAGGGUUUCUUCGGCAUCUGGAAGUGGUGAAGGAGCCACGGAUCGCCCCGUGGGUCUGGACCAGCAGCCGACAAUCCCGCUGGAAGGCUUGACGUCCCCAGAGCUACCUGUACAGGCGUCGCGUAAGGAGCUGACUGCUUCAUAUUCGAUGCGGAGUACUUCUCCACAGUCUGAAGAGCUUGGCGUCGGAGAAGGAAGGCCUGUUGAUGGCUCAGACUCGGCUUCUUCAGGGUCGUAUCGACAUUGUCCGGAUGGAUGCUCAAGCUUGCCAUCAUCGAGUCAGCAUGGCGUACAGCUCCCACACACCUUCGUGGCUGCCAGGGACGAUCUAGGUGACGAUGAAAGCCGCCCCUCUGCGCCGUUGCCUCUUCUAGCUGUUGCCCGUUCUCUUGCGUCUCAGCCCCUUACCAGCACGCCGUUGCCGCCGGUCUCAUCGCGCCAUGCGCCGCGUGCUGAUACGCAACUCGCAAUCAGGCAGAGUGGAGACGUAGCUGGACGGUGUCCUGUCUCGCUUCCGGCUUUGACUGAACCGGCGACCUCGCAGCUCGUAACCACCGCAAGCAGGCACGGAAUCCGAGAAUUGCACACGGCAAUAGGGGACACGCAGAAAAAGACAACAAGCAAUGUGGCGACAGGUACCGGUCGAACAAUAGAAAUGGAGCCGGCAUUCGGAUUUGAUAAUCGUCUUGAUCCUCAUGCUCCGUCGACUGUAACGACAGGUUUGGGGGCGAGUCGCGUCAACUACCAGCUUGUUGACGAGUGCGACAGCGGUGCCAAAGUACCUCGUGGUCAAACUGAAUGCAAAGGCGCCCAGAGCGGAGGGGAGCCGGGGAUGGUCAGGUCCACGACCGUGUUAUCCGCUAGCAAUAAGGAAUAUGCGGAGGCGUGUUGCAAUGUAGUCCCGACGCGGGACUGGCGCCAACUCCUUCUGGGGAAAUCCGGCGACGGGAGCAAUGGUGGAUUUUGGGAGGACGAUUCUGCAUGUGCUCGUACAGCUAAGAGCGCGCCAGCCAGCGCAGGGAACGCCGUUGCGUCUGCGAAUUCGUGUUCCGACAAGGCACCGUCCUCGUCUUCCGCAGAGAGCAGUGCUGAGUUGAAGCGAGGGUUAUCCUGCGGCGGACAGGUGAACGGAUCAGCUGCGGCUGUUACACGAGGUGGCGAGCCUUCCAGCCUGCCGCUUCAAGGAGGAGUAGCGCAGCCUCUGCCCUUGAGCGGAAGAUGGGUGACGAGCUUGUCAUGGAAAGCACAGCUACUCCGGAAAGUCUACAACGCCGGCCGAUCGUAA
Besnoitia besnoiti is the source of this 4758-nucleotide messenger RNA. RefSeq lists its product as uncharacterized. The transcript has a single exon. The coding region runs from base 1 to 4758 and encodes 1585 amino acids. Lineage: Eukaryota; Apicomplexa; Conoidasida; Eucoccidiorida; Sarcocystidae. The record is from RefSeq and is a predicted model, not a curated record.